CUAUUUUAUUACGUUCUGUAAUAAAGUGAAGUACAUUGAAGAGUUAAUCAUGUGUUUCGGUAAAUAUUUUAACUGAUUUAGGCUACAAAAGCCCCCAAUACAAAUUAGUUUUUCCUAGAUUUUUUAAAAAUAUUUCCAAACUAGUUAGAUUAAUUUUGGCCUAAAAACAAUAAAAUUUUGUAAUAUUAGUGAUAUUACAUUCCAUCGUGAUGAUAAAAGCAAAAAUUUAUUCCACCUUAUCAAAAAUGCGAAUCAUCUUAUCUACGAUUCUUAUUUUUGGAACGACGUGAUAACUAACAAUAAUUCUCGAGCAAAUCCACGCUUCAGUUUCAGUUUUUUUAUACAGGAUAAUGAAACCACCCAUUCCCAUUCCGAUUUUACAAAACCUGAGAUGUGGCCAUUGUCGAAAAUUUGUGACUUGUGGCCCAGUCCACGUGACCCCUGACAGCAGUAUCCUAUGUGGUCGUUGUGUCCAUUUUGCAAAACAAACCUACCGAAACAUAGCUUUUGAAACUUUAGCCUCAAUAUACCGUUACCCUUGCACCUACUGGUCGAAACAUUGCAACAAACGAUUAGUUUGGAACGAAUCUUUGGACCAUGAAGGAAGAUGUUUGUUCCAAAACAGUUGCAAUGUUUUAUGCUCUCGUCCUGGAACAUUUUUCAAAUCGGAAAGAAAACUACCACAUCAUCCAGACAUAAACCUCGAACAUGUCAGUGAACAAAUGUUAGAAACCCUGAAAUGUGUCUCCUGUGAGAGCUACUUAUCCAACAAACCCAUUUAUAUAGUCCACGAUGGGAGAAAUAUCUGUCACAGAUGCAUCCACUCUAAUGGGACUCCCAAGGGGGCUAUCCGCAACCUGGCUUAUGAGACCAUCGCCACAUCGAUUAUUUUCCCAUGUGUUUACCGCUUCAGAGGCUGCACCAUCCGCUUGCAAUUUGGGAGAGACAUGUGGGGGCACGAAAACGACUGUCCUUAUGGUCAAAUUCGUCAAAAAUUGACCAAAAUCCUAUCAAAAAACGGAAAAGAAAAAGAACGAGGAGUCAUAGAAACCCACUCGGGACACAUCUGGGGUACCAUCACCCCCCACUCCGCUCUUUUUGCCCCACCAAAAACCAAAAACAAUGAAGGAAAAAUUGUCACGCAAGAAUUGGAAGAAAAAAUGAAGAAGAAGAAAGAAGACGAAAUUAAAAGUUUUGAUUCUCAGUCAGUGGAUUCCAUCAUGAGUCGGGCUAGUACCCUCGAUAGUGUUACUGAUAACGUUUCCAGGACAACGCCUGACAAUGUUUCGAGAGAUAACAUCUCGAGAUCAUCUUCAAGGCAACAAGACGAGUACAGACCAUCCGUUUCUGGGUACUCAAGGAGUCACCAAAUCAGGAUUCCACGACCUAGUGAGCUUGGAGAAGUUGCCCCAGUGCCUACCCCCCCAGGGUACAACAAAAUCCCCUACAAUGGCUACUACCAAGACAAUUUACGGACACCACAAGCCGACCAAUACCAACAUUUAUACCAUUUUCCGCCGGUUUAUUUUGACAACUCCCAACAAAAUUUUACUCCAAAUCAACAAAUUGCGCCCAAAAGAAGCGAAAGUUUGCGCGUUGGUAAUCAAGAAUUAAUCGAUGAAUUGAAAGUGAGACAAAAUAAGAAAAAUUCAGCAACACCGCCAUCCAGAGACCAAAAUCCGUACCAAGAGUGCAAUAAUUUGCAAGAAAUUGUUCAAAAACACGACGAGGUUUUUACUAUUUAGAUUAUUUACUAUUUUAUAAUGACGUCAUUUGAGAGCCACUUAAAGAUUAAUUAGAGAUUAUGUUCAGGCCGAUUAGGGGAUUUGCUAAUAAUCUAUCGACCAAUUAAGAGAAUUUUAUGUUUUUUUAAAACUGAUUAUACAAAUAAUCACUGUAUCAAGCUAUGUCUCACCGUUAUCAAUAAAGUUUAUUUUUUUAAA
Messenger RNA from Tribolium madens (black flour beetle), 1943 nucleotides. RefSeq lists its product as uncharacterized. Lineage: Eukaryota; Metazoa; Arthropoda; Insecta; Coleoptera; Tenebrionidae. Gene Ontology annotation, molecular function: ubiquitin conjugating enzyme binding; ubiquitin protein ligase activity. Bases 351 to 1745 code for a protein of 464 amino acids. The record is from RefSeq and is a predicted model, not a curated record. Gene Ontology annotation, cellular component: cytoplasm. Gene Ontology annotation, biological process: multicellular organism development; proteasome-mediated ubiquitin-dependent protein catabolic process. The transcript has 4 exons.